AAUAAGUAUUCCAAUGAUAAAAAUACAAACGAAUCUGCCUAAUAAUAUCUGUGCUAGAUAUUUUGCCGAUCGAUUUGAGGUGAAAUUGACGUGAAUCACACGACAGGAGCCUCGAGAGAUAAAUCCGCUUGUUUUCCUUAUCAAGAUUAAUGCACAGCGAUAAAAAUAUCUAAAGCUAAAACUAUACGUUGUUAACAUUUGAGCGAGAACGCUCGGCUCGCUCCGCACGGUGAAACAAUAAAAUCAAAAUGCUAUCGAAAAUAUUUACAACAGUGAAAUACACGUUAGUGACAAUAAAUUUUCUGUUUCUGAUAACAGGCAUCAUUAUACUCGCCGUUGGCAGUUCAGUACAAAGUGCUUACAAUGGAUACCACGAGCUGCUGUCUGAGAGAUUCUUCUCUCUGCCUGCUUUCUGCAUCGCGACAGGAGUCAUCAUAUUCAUCAUCGCCUUCUUCGGAUUCUAUGGCGCCUUCAAAGAGAACUACCUGAUGAUCAUGGCGUUCGCCGGAGCAAUGGUGUGCAUGUUCAUAUUCCAACUGUCGGCGUGCAUCGCCGGGUAUGCUCUGAAGGGCAACGCGGAGGCGCUGGUGCAGAAACAGCUGUACGAGACCAUGCAGCUGUAUACGCACGAUGUGGUGGUCACCAGGCUGUGGGACGAGGUCCAGGAAGACUUCUCAUGUUGCGGUGUGAACAAUGCAAGCGACUGGCUCGCACCGCUUGGGACCGCGAAUACGGACCAGGGGCUUCCCCUCAGCUGUUGUCAGUUCCCCUUCGGGACCAUCACGGUUUUCAACUGCACUAUGGCGACUCCCGCGCCGACGCUCCGCACCGAAGGCUGCUCAACUGCCUUCGGCGCGUGGGUGCAGUCCCAUGCUGGUUCUAUAGGCCUUGCUGGCAUCUUUUUGGUCCUUUUACAGGCAUUAGCGGUGGUUGGAGCUGUAUGGCUAGCCAAGAUGUCAAGGGAGGAGCAUGGAGCAUAUCCUUGAAGAGUGGGAGAGAAGCAUUUAGACGUUACUUAAUUUAUCUUUGUACGUGUAUAGUGUAAGAAUAUUGUUAUGAUGUACGAGGAAUAAAGUCCUGAAUAUGUUGUGUUCAAAUUAA
Messenger RNA from Ostrinia furnacalis (Asian corn borer), 1101 nucleotides. RefSeq names its product CD63 antigen. NCBI's taxonomy places the organism in Eukaryota, Metazoa, Arthropoda, Insecta, Lepidoptera, Crambidae. The transcript is spliced from 5 exons. Gene Ontology annotation, cellular component: plasma membrane. The record is from RefSeq and is a predicted model, not a curated record. The coding region runs from base 249 to 986 and encodes 245 amino acids.